UAAGGAUUUUCUUCUAGAGGAUGACUUCCAGAUUCCUUACCUCCCCCUUCCCGUACGGCCAAGUAAGGUGGUUGACGAUGAAGGAUUUGGGGUACAAAUCUCGUAGACACUGCGUGACAUAUGUCCCCACGCCGGAACCAGUCCCACCCGCCACACUCAUCACAGGCAUGAAUCCGCUCAAUCUGUCACAGCGUUCCACUUCUCUUCUCAUAAGGUUUUCCACCAUUUCUCUGUGACGAGGGCCUUGAACACAAUAACUGGAGACAUGUCUGUCUUAGCUUUAUAAUAUGCAUUGAAUGGCAUUUAUUCUACAGGAAUCACACCCGUUCGCCCAGUUGUUUCCACAUCCUUGUCGCUGGUUGAAGCUUGAAGCGUCAUCAUAUUUCCACUUCCCGCAUCUUGCAGACUUGCUGAAGUUCUGUUUGAUGACUUUUGGCUCCAUGUCGAUGAGCACUGCCCUGGCAAGAAAGUCUACACAGAGAUCGUCUAUGUGUGACAGUGCUUGCUCUGAUUAUUAUUAUUAUUAUUAUAUAUUAGAAGACAGUGUUACGGUACCUCCAUGUUUAGUUUGAUGGAAGAAGCGCUCACAGCUAGCUGUGCAAUAUGUUUUCCUCUCUCCUCCCUGGGCGUCAUUGUAAAGGAUGUCAAACAGCUCCAAACCGAUCUGGUUGCCGCACUGACCCAACUGGACCGCCACCACUGACAUUUGUCCCACGUAAAGUAUAAGAACUAUUUCUUACUCUUACAUUUAGUUACCGAGUAACAACUUAAGUAUCGGAUAAUCCACGCAGAAAUACCAUUUGAAGCAACUUCUUCUUCUUCUUCUUUUAAAUUGGUAGUUAGCAAGUGUGCAUCACCGCCACCUUCUGAAGGAGUGUGGCUCAAGAUGCUAAUCCUAAAGUCUAAUCUUAAUUAACUUAUUAAUUCGUUUAUUGGUUGUUUUAAUUUUCACAGCAAACUCAGACUCUAAAAUACAAAAAUUGUACAAGAAUUAAGAAAUAUUUUUUUUAUUGUUUUGUGACCAAAAAAAACAGGUUACCGCCCCUUUCGAGGAGUACUGCUCUGCGCAUGCUCAGUGUAGUAGCCGGUUAUGGCGGCGGUGUGUGUUUGUCCAUGAGGUGGGGGACGCUUGUAAUUCUUGCGGUCUGUGACAGAGCGAACCGAGCGAAGCGCUGCCAUGGCUGGUGUGUUUGACAUUGAUUUGGACCAGCCGGAAGAAAAUGUUUCCGAUGAUGAGACUGACGAGGCACAAAUCAAUGACAUCAUGGACCAGUGCAGUGGAUUUGACUUCAACAUGGAAGGUUGUGAGAAGAUUGAGAUAUCAGAAGACAAUGUCAAUCAGGGGACGGAAAACAUUAGACCGGAGUGUUUUGAACUCCUAAGAGUUUUGGGGAAAGGGGGCUAUGGAAAGGUUUUUCAAGUUCGAAAAGUAGUAGGAGCUGCUUCGGGCAAAAUAUUUGCUAUGAAAGUCUUAAAAAAGGCAAUGAUUGUACGUAACGCCAAGGACACCGCCCACACCAAGGCAGAAAGGAACAUCCUGGAGGAGGUGAAGCAUCCUUUCAUUGUUGAUCUCAUCUACGCCUUUCAGACAGGCGGAAAGCUGUACCUCAUCCUGGAGUAUCUCAGCGGUGGAGAACUCUUCAUGCAGUUGGAGAGGGAAGGCAUUUUUAUGGAAGACACAGCCUGUUUCUACCUAGCAGAGAUUUCCAUGGCGCUGGGUCACCUCCACCAAAAGGGCAUCAUCUACAGAGACCUAAAGCCUGAGAACAUCAUGCUGAACAGCCAAGGUCAUGUCAAGUUGACAGAUUUCGGUCUGUGUAAAGAGUCCAUUCACGACGGUACAGUCACCCACACAUUCUGCGGCACCAUUGAAUACAUGGCGCCAGAGAUUUUAAUGCGAAGCGGACAUAACAGAGCAGUGGACUGGUGGAGUCUGGGCGCCCUAAUGUACGACAUGCUCACUGGGGCGCCGCCGUUCACAGGUGAAAACCGGAAAAAGACCAUCGACAAGAUCUUGAAGUGCAAACUCAGCCUCCCACCCUACCUCACACAAGAAGCUCGAGACCUCCUUAAACGCUUGCUGAAGAGAAACGCCUCGUCUCGGUUGGGAGCGGGUGUGGGAGAUGCCACAGAGGUGCAGGCACAUCCCUUCUUCCGACACAUCAACUGGGAGGAUUUACUGGCUCGUAAAGUGGAGCCUCCCUUCAAACCUUUCUUGCAAUCAGCGGAAGACGUGAGUCAGUUUGACUCGAAAUUCACCAGUCAGACGCCGAUCGACAGCCCAGAUGACUCAACGCUUAGCGAGAGUGCCAAUCAAGCUUUCCUGGGGUUCACCUAUGUGGCGCCAUCAGUCCUGGAAAAUAUCAAAGAAAAGUUCUCAUUCGAGCCAAAAAUCCGUUCACCUCGACGAUUCAUCGGUAGCCCAAGAACCCCUCUAAGCCCGGUCAAAUUCUCAGGAGGGGACUGCUGGCCCCGGAGCACCCUCCUCCCCGGCGGAGGGCCGAGCCUCCUCCAGUCUCCUCAGGAACAGGCAAUGGAACUAUCUACACCUGAGCAGAUGGACGUGACCACCAACUCAGAAGCUUCCGCCCCUCUCCCUAUUCGUCAGCCUGCCGGGGUCAACCUGGCUCAGAUGAAGCAGCAAGCGUACCCCGUUGUGGCCAAAAGGCCCGAUCAUUUACGUAUGAACCUAUGACCCUGCUUCUUCAAAAGUGUCUGACUUUCUUUUCUUUUUUUUUUUUUUUUGUUGAUAUAUUUUUUAAAGAAUCAUAAAGGUAUGGAUGCUUAGAGACAAUGUCAAUCAUCCACAAACUACAGAUGCCCGAUGCAGUUCAUUCAGUGUUACCACAACAUUUCAUCGCCAACACCUCAGGUAUGACCUUUAACCUCCCACCACCACCACCACCACCACAAAGAAGACUGGAGAUGUUUUUUUUUUUUUUUUUUCUUUUUUUUUUGAGGAGCAACAGCAAAGAGAUUUAAUGCAAUCUACUGUACAAGUGUUUCAGUGAUGCCUCCUGGUUCAAUGAAUUAGGUAUAUUAUAGACAACAGAUCAAUCAAGUAUUGACUGUAGCUUUUGCGUUAUGCAUCGAUUAAGAAUCAGAGAGCCUCAGAAAUACAUCACACAUACAUCAUGUUGACUUUAGUCCGUGUUAUAGAUGACUUCGGCUUGGAGGCUUAUCCAUUUAUCCGCUCUUCGAAUUGGAUUAUUAAUACAUCAUCAAUACACCAUCGGUCUCUUCUCCCAGCGCGACCAGUUGAUCUGGAGUUUGAAUGCUCAAAAGAAAGAAAAAAAACACAUGGGGCUGUUUUAAAAUUCCUGCUUAACAAGGGGAAAAAAUUAUAAUAAAACAAAAAAAUACUGUUUUUGUA
Messenger RNA from Doryrhamphus excisus (bluestripe pipefish), 3373 nucleotides. RefSeq names its product ribosomal protein S6 kinase b, polypeptide 1b (gene rps6kb1b). Gene Ontology annotation, biological process: signal transduction; protein phosphorylation. Gene Ontology annotation, molecular function: ATP binding; protein serine/threonine kinase activity. NCBI's taxonomy places the organism in Eukaryota, Metazoa, Chordata, Actinopteri, Syngnathiformes, Syngnathidae. The record is from RefSeq and is a predicted model, not a curated record.